Racocetra fulgida is the source of this 320-nucleotide messenger RNA. The record is from the annotation of a GenBank genome assembly. Lineage: Eukaryota; Fungi; Glomeromycota; Glomeromycetes; Diversisporales; Gigasporaceae.
AUGGCACCAAUACGUACUUUGUAUAGUGAAUCUACUGAUGCCAAAAAUUUUCAAGGACAUGGAUAUAAAUUAGAUAGUAGAGAACGUGAACUUGAAUCUCAAUGCAAUGAGUUGCUUCUUGAAACUGAAUUUUUCGCUAAUAAAUGUUCUGAAUUUAGAAAUGCUAAAGCUCUUGCAGAAGCGCGAUCUGAUGUGAUUACUAAAGAGCUAGAGAAAAAAAAUGACAAGAUUUUACAUCUCCAGAAAAAAUUAAAUCGGUACAUUAAUGACAAAAAUCAAAAUGACUUGAUUAAAAAACAACUCAAAGAAGAAAUUAAAGA